This is a messenger RNA of Acanthisitta chloris (rifleman), 2519 nucleotides long. RefSeq names its product tenascin N (gene TNN). The transcript has 13 exons. Bases 1 to 2490 code for a protein of 829 amino acids. The record is from RefSeq and is a predicted model, not a curated record. Lineage: Eukaryota; Metazoa; Chordata; Aves; Passeriformes; Acanthisittidae. Gene Ontology annotation, molecular function: protein binding.
AUGGGUUUCCAGAGCUGGUUUGGAUUCCCAGUGGGGUUAUUGCUAUGCUGUGCUCUUCAGACAUCUGCUGUCCAGCACCCUGCCACUCACAACUGCACCAGGGAUGCUCAAAGAAUAUCCUUCAGCCACUCCUACAAGAUUGACCUGCCCACAGCCUCCCAGAUUAAGGUGGAAGCAGAUCCAUUACAGCAUGAUGAAGAGAACAGUGGGGUGCAGCUAGAUCCUGGGGAGACUGAGGAAAGUGAAGAGCAGAAUAUAAUCUUUAGGCAUAACAUCCACGUGCACACACCCAGAGGGAACUGUGAGACUUUGACCCACAUCAAGGAUCUGCUUGAAAGGAUGGAGAAGCUUGAGAAGGAAGUGGCAGAGCUGAGAGAAGUUUGCAGCCCUCAGAAGUGCUGUGGGGGAACCCAAGGUGUCCCUCACUGCAGUGGCCACGGGAGCUGGCACGGGGAGAAGUGUGUCUGUGAUGAGCCUUUCUUUGGCGAGGAUUGCAGCCAGCAGCUCUGCCCCGAGAACUGCAGCGGCCACGGGAUCUGUGACACGGCCAAAGGUAUCUGCCAGUGCCACCAGGAGUUCAUCGGGGAGGACUGCAGCGAGAAACGAUGCCCUGGGGACUGCAGUGGCAAUGGUUUCUGUGACACAGGAGAGUGCUACUGCCACGAUGGCUUCUUUGGCCUCGACUGCUCCCAGGUGCUUGCCCCCCAGAACCUGCAGCUGCUGAACUCCACAGAGAGCUCUCUGGCUGUCAGCUGGGAUCCAAUGGCUGAUGUAGACAACUACCUCCUUACCUAUUAUCCAGUUGGAUAUGAGAUGUUGGUGAAACAAAUCCAUGUGCCCGGAGAGCAGCUCAGCUAUGAGAUUGUGGGUCUCAGCCCUGGCACCACAUACAAUGUCACACUUCAUCACCUGAAGAAGGGGAUUGCUAGUGAGCCCAAGUAUCUUGAAGCAACUACAGUCCUAUCUGCACUCAACGCUAUCUGGGUGACAGAGGAGAUGGAGCACUCCCUGGAAGUGGAGUGGGAGAACCCACCAACAGCUGUGGAUUUUUACAAGCUGAAGUUCAGAUCCCUGGGGGAGGUGGAUGAGAAGCAGGUCAUGGUGCCCAAAAGCAAUGACCCUAAGAGCAGAUACAUCCUGACUGGCCUGAAACCUGGCACAGAGUAUAGGGUUACUGUCAUACCUGUGAAGGACAACACGGAGGGGAAACCAUCCUCAGUGGCUGGUAGGACUGGACUUGAUAGCCCAACCAAUGUGACAACUGACCGAGUGACAGAAGAUACCAUCACUGCCUUGUGGAAUAAAGUGGAGGCUCCCAUAGACAGGUACAUGGUGAGAUACACCUCAGCUGAUGGGGAUACCAAGGAAGUAGAGGUGGGGAGUGAAAAGAACACGAUCAAGUUACUGGAUCUGAAGCCAGGCAUGGAAUAUGUCAUCCACAUCCGGGCAGAGAAGGGGCCCCAGAGGAGCAAGAAGGCAAGCACCAGAGCUGUGACAGAGAUUGAUCCUCCCAAGGACCUUCAUGUAUCAAAUGUGACUCACUCUACUGGUGUGGUUACCUGGACUCCUCCUGCAGCACAGAUUGAUGGCUACUCCCUCACCUACCAGGGUCAAGAUGGGACAAGCAAGGAAGUACAGCUGAGCCCUAGCGAGCAGCAGUUUGUGCUGGAAGGACUGGAGCAAGGAGUGAGGUACACUGUCUUUGUGAUAGCCUUUAAGGGAGAUCACCAGAGCAGAAAGACAGACAGUACCUUCUCAACAGUGAGCUUCCUGUACCCCUACCCUGCGGACUGCAGCCAGGCACGGCGGAACGGGAAUGUCUCCAGUGGUGUGUACACCGUUUACCUGAGCGGGGACAGCCACAGGCCACUGCAGGUGUACUGUGACAUGACUACUGAUGGAGGAGGGUGGAUAGUGUUUCAGAGGCGGAGCACUGGUGAGGUGGAUUUCUACCAACGCUGGAAAAAUUAUGUGGAAGGCUUUGGAGAUCCCACUGGGGAAUUUUGGCUUGGUCUUGACAAGCUGCACAAUCUCACAAGCAGCAGCCCCGUCCGCUAUGAGCUCCGCGUGGAUUUGCGCACAGCCAGCGAAUCUGUCUACGCUGUCUAUGACUUCUUCCAGGUUGCCUCCAGCAGGGAGAGAUACAGGCUGUCUGUGGGGAAUUACAGAGGCAAUGCUGGGGAUGCAAUGACCUACCACAAUGGCUGGAAGUUCACAACGUGGGACAGAGACAAUGAUGUGGCUCUUAGCAACUGUGCCCUGACGCACCACGGCGCGUGGUGGUACAAGAACUGCCACCUGGCCAACCUCAACGGGAAGUAUGGGGAGAGCAAGCACAGCGAGGGUGUGAACUGGGAGCCAUGGAAAGGCCAUGAAUUCUCCAUCCCUUUCACAGAGAUGAAGAUCCGUCCUCAGUCUUCCAGUAAUGAGCCAGUCCUGGGGAGGAAGAAGAGGUCUUUAUCAGGGAAGAGGAAGAAGAUCAGGGCUUAAAUCGAACUCUGUGAAGAACAGUACCCAAA